Messenger RNA from Podarcis muralis (Common wall lizard), 489 nucleotides. Lineage: Eukaryota; Metazoa; Chordata; Lepidosauria; Squamata; Lacertidae. The record is from RefSeq and is a predicted model, not a curated record.
UCUGAGAAGCAUCUACUGCUUGGAAAAACACUAAAAGGCAGACAGAACUAAACUCACCAGCAUCAUCAUGAAGCCAGGCAGCUUUUUCCUCCUCACUCUGAUGGUCUUCUUUUUGUACUCAGAUAUUGUUGUGAAAGCAACAUGGGAAGCGGAAUAUUGCAAAGGGCAUCCAAACCCAGCAUGCAUCUUCGAGAAACGUCCCCACUGUGGUUCUGAUGGCGAGACCUAUGGCAACCAGUGUGACUUCUGCAAUGCAUAUUUCGAAAGUAGAAGAAAGCUGAAACUGAAAUACUAUGGAAAAUGCAAAAAAGCUUAAGAUGCACAAGACUAUGAAACAUCUACAAAAGAAGUCCCGUUUCUCUUUAAGCUUCACUCAUCGCAUCACCACAAAAAAGAAAUCCAUUCUUCUCUUUGCUUAUCCUCUGUGAGCCAGUGAAUAUCUUGCAACAUCUUGAUUCGAUUUAUCAAUAAAUAAGCUCAGCAACAUUA